This is a messenger RNA of Phoenix dactylifera (date palm), 1690 nucleotides long. The record is from RefSeq and is a predicted model, not a curated record. NCBI's taxonomy places the organism in Eukaryota, Viridiplantae, Streptophyta, Magnoliopsida, Arecales, Arecaceae.
UUUCUCUUCCAUCCCACGCACACGCACACGCACACGCACGCGCCUCUGCUCCCUCUCCUCCCCUUCCUCUCUCUCUCCCUCUAUAUAUUAUUUUAUCCAUUUCAUCAACUCCUGGGGAACCUCGCACCUCGCUCUUUCUCUCUGUCCCUCCAUCCUCCCUUUCUCCGCACUCGAUCCUUGUUCUUUUUCUACUCCCUUCCACUGGGGCUCAUCCUGUUCUCUCUCUUCCUCUCCCCUAGUUGUUUUCUUUUUUUUUCCCUUCUCACCUCGUUCUUUUUAAAUCUUAAAAAACAUAAAAAAAAGCUCUAUUUUAAAUAUGAUUUCCCACACUUUUCCCUUUUUUUUAUAAUUAAAAACAGCUCUCCUAUUAUUUUUUUCUCAUAUUAUUGUUUUUCUUGGAUGAGGCCAUGGCUGGCCUGGAUCUAGGCACCGCCUCCAGAUUCAUCCACCAGCUCCACCGCCACCCCGACCUCCACCUCCAGCAGCGCCACGACCCCGACUCUGAUGACGACCACAACAACAACGACGGCGACCGCAACGGCCAAUUCGCCGGCGCCGCGGACCGCGACGGGUCGUCGUCGGCUCCGCAGGGCCUCGAGCUCGUCGCUGCGUGCUCCGGGCCGGGAGACGUGGUUGGUCGGCGCCCCCGGGGCCGCCCCCCAGGUUCCAAGAACAAGCCCAAGCCACCUGUGAUCAUCACCAGGGAGAGCGCUAAUGCCCUCAGGGCCCACAUCCUCGAGGUCGGCGGCGGCUGCGACGUCUUCGACUGCGUCGCCACGUACGCCCGCCGUCGCCAGCGGGGCAUCUGCGUCCUCAGCGGCAGCGGUACCGUCACCAACGUCAGCCUCCGCCAGCCCUCCGCCCCCGGCGCCGUCGUCACCCUCCACGGCCGCUUCGAGAUUCUCUCCCUCUCCGGCUCGUUCCUCCCACCCCCCGCUCCGCCGGGGGCCACCAGCCUCACCAUCUUCCUCGCCGGAGGCCAGGGGCAGGUGGUCGGCGGGAACGUCGUCGGUGCCCUCUUCGCUGCGGGCCCGGUGAUCGUCAUCGCCGCCUCGUUCACCAACAUCGCGUACGAGCGGCUCCCGCUCGAGGAGGAGGAGCCGCCACCGCAGAUGCAACCACCUGCGUCCCAGGGGUCAGGCGGUGACGGCGGGAGCGGCGACGGCGGCGGCGGAGGGGGGAACCCGUUCCCUGACCCGUCCUCCGGGCUGCCCUUCUUCAAUUUGCCGUUCAACAUGGCCAAUUGCCAGUUGCCGGUGGACGGGCACGGGUGGGCCGGAGGUGCGACCGGCCGGACCCCUUACUGAUGGUGGUGUAACUGUGAAUCAAGAAAUGAUCUAUUGGAGAUUUGAGGACAAGGGAGAUGACACCAGACAUCGGAUGGACCAUUGGCUGCUGCAAAGGUUAGCAUGCAAAUUUGACGAUAUCCAUGUACAAUUAGCUUUUUGUUUGUUCUGAUAUUUUGGUCUCUUGGGCUUUCUGUUUCUACUGCUUCUAUGUUUCAUUUUUCUCGGUUUGCUGUUGCUGCUGUUAUAGAAACUCUCUCUUCAUAAGCAAUGGGUUUGAGGCCGCAGGCCUUGACACUUGUUUAUUACUAUCAUCAUCACCCUUAUAUGUCCAUCAUUUCUCCUCCUCUCCUUCCAUUAUCAUCACCAUCCAAAUAUAUCCACCACUAGAAUUCCCACUUCAA